AUGGAAGAUCAGGUAGUGAGCGCUAUCGAGAUCGCUUCGAAUCCAUCGUCAGACCAGACCCUCAAAAAACAAGCUUUUGAAUACUUGAACCAGCUUCGUGCCGAUCCGUCAGGAUGGCAGGUCUGUCUCGCCAUUUUCACUCGCACGCCACGCCAUACCGAGGUGACUCGCCAUGUUGCGCUCGAGGUGGUCAAUAGCGCUGCCCAGGCCGGCUUGAUUGAUCUUCAGGGCUUGCAAUAUAUCAAAGAUGGGUUGAUGGGGUAUUUGCGGCAGGUUUAUGGAGGUGAAGGAGCGAACCCGGACGGUCCUGCGAUUCAGAACAAGAUUGCUCAGACUGUGACGUAUCUCUUCUCGGCGUUAUAUGGUGCUGGAUGGGAGACGUUUUUUGACGAUUUGCUGAGCUUGACGACAACCGAUCCGUCGACGAAUCUGCGUAACAACCCCCUCGGUGUGGUUUUUUACCUUCGUGUCGUUUAUUCGGUGCACGACGAAAUUGGUGAUGUCCUGGUUCCCCGGUCGCGUGGAGAACAAGAAAAGGCAAACACACUGAAAGAUCUCAUUCGCCAGAGGGAUAUUCAGAAAAUUGCUAGCUCAUGGCAAGAGAUUCUUUCCCAGUGGCAGGAGGGCAAUGAUCAGAUUGUGGAAAUGUCGCUUAGGGCCAUCGGCACCUGGGUCAGCUGGAUCGAUAUCGGACUAGUAGUCAACCAAACAAUGCUUGAUCUCCUGUUUCGACAACUUUCUCGUGCACAAAUUACCGAGCUUCGCGAUGGGGAAGAAAAGGUGCGCGAUGCAGCCAUUGAUGUGUUUACCGAGAUUGUGGGCAAGAAAAUGAAACCGGACGACAAAAUCGACAUGAUUGUGUUUUUAAAUCUCGACAGCAUCGUGACGCAGCUUUCGAACAGCCCCCCGUUGAACGAGAAUCGCUUCACCUCCAAGUACGAUACAGAUCUCGCCGAAACAGUUGCGAAGCUUGUCAACAUCACCGUCAUUGAUAUUGUCCGAGCAUUGGACAAUGAUGCUGUUGUUGUCACAACCAAAGAAAAAGCAAACAACUUACUCCAGUCAUUCUUGACACACGUUCUCAGGUUUUUCUCUGACGACUACGACGAGAUCUGUUCUACAAUCAUUCCUUGCGUCACAGAGUUGUUGUCCUACUCUCGAAAAGUGUCCAAGUCGAACCCCGACAUUCAGAACCAACACGCCCCCAUGUUAUUGCCUAUUCUAAAAGCGAUUGUUGCAAAAAUGCGAUACGACGAAACGUCAUCAUGGGGCGACGAAGACGAUCUGACCGAAGAAGCCGAGUUUCAGGAACUUCGCAAGCGUCUGAACAAUCUACAACAAAUCAUCGCCGCAGCCAAUGAAGGUCUCUACAUUAAUGCUUUGUCAGAGGUUGUUGGCACAACUUUCCAAAAUCUGCGCCAAUCGGGCGGUCAAAUGGAUUGGCGCGAUCUAGACCUUGCUCUCCAUGAGAUGUUUUUGUUUGGUGAACUUGCGGUCAAGACCGGUGGCCUAUACACCAAGAAUAAAGCCAACAAUGUUGCUGCUGAAAGACUGGUCGAAAUGAUGAACAGGAUGGUGGAGUCUGACAUCAGGUCAUUGACUCAUCCCGCGAUCCAGCUGCAAUUCAUGGAGAUUUGUGUUCGGUACAGCAGCUUCUUCGAGCACCACGCUCACGUUAUUCCGGGCGUGCUGGAAACCUUUCUGCAAUUCGCGCACCAUCCCAUGGAGAGGGUGAGAACACGCUCCUGGUAUUUGUUCUACCGCCUGGUCAAGGCUCUGAAAAUACAUAUCGGCAAUGUGGCACAAACAGUCAUCGAAGCUGUGGCCGACUUGCUUGUUAUUCGAGCCGAACUACCAUCUGAAGCCGACGACAAUGAUGACAUGUCGUCAGAUGAUAGUUCUGCGGAUGCCAUUUUCAACAGUCAGCUUUACCUUUUUGAAGCUGUCGGAAUUCUUUGCUCCAUACCGAUAGUUCCGGUCGAUAAACAAGUUGUCUACGCACAGUCAGUGAUGAAUCCUGUUUUCAUUGACAUGGAGAACAAUUUGGCUCUGGCCAAGUCUAACGACGAGCGCGCACAAUUACAAAUACACCAUGAUAUUAUGGCUCUAGGUACACUUGCACGAGGGUUCUCAGACUGGACACCAGGCUCACAAAUGACCAAUCCUGCUUCUAAAUUCUCCCCUGAGAUUUCUGAUGCGUUCGGCCAGGUGGCCGAAGCCACCUUGAUCGCUCUUGAAUCUUUGAAAGGAUCUUUUAAUGUCAGGACUGCAGCGCGAUUCACGUUUUCGCGUGUGAUUGGAAUCGUCGGAUUGAGACUACUCCCACAACUACCUAGGUGGAUCGAUGGACUCUUGACCGAGACAUCUUCCAAGGAUGAAAUGGCGCUCUUUUUACGACUAUUAGACCAGAUAGUCUAUGGUUUCAAGUCUGAGAUUUUCGGAAUUCUUGAUACACUACUCACUCCGUUUCUGCAGCGCGUUUUUGCUGGUAUUUCAGAGACUACUGCAGGAACGGACGAUGAGAUUCAGAUGGCGGAAUUGAAGCGAGAAUAUCUGAGCUUUUUGGCAGCAUUGUUGAACAACGAUCUCGGAUCUGUUCUUGUUAGCCAGGCCAAUCAACCGAUCUUUGAAACGGUCAUAUCCACUAUUGAGCAUUUCAUCAAAGACAUCGAUGACCCAACGACGGCAAAAAUGGCCUUCUCAGUUCUGAACAGCAUGGCCAACGCCUGGGGCGGCGCUGAUACGGCCAAUGCAUCGCAAACCGCUAUACCUGGAUUCAAUCAAUUCAUGUUUACACGAUUCUCGCCUUUGUCCUGGGCUCUGCCUAGAUCUGUAGGAUUCAAUUCGAAAGACGGCCAAACGAGACAAGUGCUGCAAGAAGCGGGAGGACUACAGCAAUCGAUAUAUUCCAAGGCUGGUACCGAGUAUGUUGAUUAUCUUCGCGGUCAGGAACUUCCUGGAAUGGAUACCAAGGGAUUCCGCAAUUUCUUCUUAUCCUUCGUCCAGCGUUUAAGUUCAUAA
Messenger RNA from Talaromyces amestolkiae, 3021 nucleotides. RefSeq lists its product as uncharacterized. Gene Ontology annotation, molecular function: small GTPase binding; tRNA binding. The record is from RefSeq and is a predicted model, not a curated record. Gene Ontology annotation, cellular component: nuclear matrix; nuclear pore; cytoplasm. Gene Ontology annotation, biological process: tRNA re-export from nucleus. Bases 1 to 3021 code for a protein of 1006 amino acids. Lineage: Eukaryota; Fungi; Ascomycota; Eurotiomycetes; Eurotiales; Trichocomaceae. The transcript is spliced from 6 exons.